This is a messenger RNA of Oikopleura dioica, 1491 nucleotides long. NCBI's taxonomy places the organism in Eukaryota, Metazoa, Chordata, Appendicularia, Copelata, Oikopleuridae. The record is from the annotation of a GenBank genome assembly.
AUGGCGGCCUCAAAUUUUAUGAAUUAUCUCGCAGUAGGUUUCGCAUUGUUAGAGAGUGUCACCUGUAAUGGACUGUAUCUCGGCUGGGGAAUGAUGUCGGCGAUCUUUAAGAAGGGAGAUUACUUUGCAGACAAAUGCAUUGAUGUCGGAGAAGAGCUCAACAACCCUUUGAACUCAAAUUCAACUCGUGAUUGCUCCGAACGAGACAAAUUAUUCAACGAUGUUUAUUUUUUGUCCGUUGUUGCGUACAAUGUUGGGGUCUUCAUCUUCGGAAUUAUCAGUGACAAACUUGGGCUCGUAUUUCUUCGGGGCUCUGGAAUCAUCGUUUAUGGAAUUGGUCUUGGUUUGAUGUGCUUUCUUGACACUGAUAACAGCCUGAUUUGGAUUGCUUGGCCUGCGCUAGCUACAGGCGGCUCCUUGAACCACAUUGGAAAUGUUCAAACAACCCGCACGCUUCACAAAUCUUACGGAAUCUUUAUGGCCGUCAUGAGCGGAUGCUUUGGCGCUUCAGGAAGCUUUCCACUUCUUUGGGAUCAUGUCAUUGAUACGACUGAUCAUGUGACUGUUCCUCGCAUCUUCUACUUGUGGAGUGUUCUUUUUGCUUGCAUAAGUGUGCCCAAGUUCUUAUUCUUCACACCCUGGAAGAUGCCAAAAGUUAUCGGGCUAGAUUACUGUAUUUUUCAAAACACUUGGAUUCGAAAAUGUCGAGCAUCGCUUGAAGAAGAAACUCAGGAUGCUGGAAGCAAGCAAAAUCAGUUUAAAGAAACACUUGCCAUUUUUAAAGAUAUGAAGAUUUAUUUGUUGUUCGUUGGCUACGGAGUCUUCAUGCUCAGAAUUCAGAGUAGCAUUGCAUGGAUGAGUGGUGGCUGGCCCGAAUGGGUGAAGAAAGGAGACCCAGACGUCACCCAAGCCGAGAUAGAAGACUUUAUAACUUCCAUCAAUAGACUUUAUAGCGUUUCAGGAAUCUCGCUUAUUCUGCUCAAUAUUAUUCCCGGCUUUAUACUCGACUAUUCAAAAAAUCACUCAAAGACGAUCGGGGUUGGCCUCUUCAAAGGAUAUUGCGUUUUAAUGACAGCUUCCUUUAUUUUCAAUACUGCAGCGAGCAUUAUGCAAGGAUUUCAAAAUACGACGAUCGCGUACGUUUCGGUGUUCAUGAAUCUGAUUGGUAAAAGCUUCGGUAUCAGUUGGAGUCCUGCAUGGCUUUAUAUUUUCUCACCUCAAUUGUAUGGCUCUGUUCUUGGAUUCUUCACACUCAUUGGCGUUCUUUUUGGUCUUAUAAACCAGCCGAUGUACAAUUUUUGCAUGAACAAUGACGAUUUUGCGACGAUGAAUUUUGUUCAAGCUGGACUUGGGAUAACGAUAUUUCUUUUGCCAAUUGUUUUGAAAAUACGGAAUAAUGAAGAAAAGAAAUCGAGAAGAAAAUCAUACGACAAAUCUGCUCCGAAUGAAAUAUUUGACAACAUAGAAGACAAAUCAGAAACUAUCUUCUGA